AUGUCGUUGUCUCGCGUAUCUCGCGUGUCUCGCUCCUUUCUGAACCUGGACGAUGAAUCUGAAUCUCUCUCCCUUGAUCUGGAAUCAUACCUUGGGUUUUCUUAUUUCGAACGCGAAUCCCUUCCUGCUGAAUUAAUUGGGAUACCUGACACUCCAUCGCGAGAUUCGCUGGGAGUUCCUCCGCUGCCUGAAUUAGCGAGUCCUGAGCAUGGAUUCUCUAUGGUUGCGGUGUUGUUUGGAGGCGGAGUUGGUGGUACACUUGAUCGUCCUCAUGUUGGUCAUUCAUAUGCGAUUCAGAUCUGUCAGGUGUCCCUUCUUGAGAUUGUCGAGGAGAGUUUCGUGGUGAGGGGAUUGGAGUUCCAUCUCCUUGUUGAUUUUGCUGAUUCAACUGCUGUUGAUUUUGUUGGUUUUAAAGAAGCUAUGGGCUCAUCUUUCAGUUGUUGUGGAGAUGAAAAGGUUGAAGAAGGGCCAAACAAUGAAAUGGGUGGUGGAAAUUCUUGGAGAAUAUUCACAUACAAGGAAUUAUAUGCAGCAACAAAUGGAUUCAGUGAGAAUAACAAACUUGGAGAAGGAGGUUUUGGCAGUGUCUAUUGGGGUAAAACCUCUGAUGGUCUUCAGAUAGCAGUUAAGAAGCUAAAAUCAAUGAAUUCCAAAGCAGAAAUGGAAUUUGCUGUGGAAGUUGAAGUGCUCGGGAGGGUUAGACACAAAAAUUUGUUAGGUCUAAGAGGCUAUUGUGCUGGGAAUGAACAAAGGUUAAUUGUGUAUGAUUAUAUGCCAAAUCUGAGUUUACUCUCACAUUUACAUGGUCAUUUAUCUAAAGAAGUUCAAUUGGAUUGGAAGAAAAGAAUGAAAGUUGCUAUUGGCUCUGCAGAAGGUCUCUUGUAUUUGCAUCAUGAGGUUACACCCCAUAUCAUUCACAGAGAUAUCAAAGCUAGUAAUGUUCUCUUGGAUUCAAACUUUGAGCCAUUAGUUGCUGAUUUUGGUUUUGCAAAAUUAAUCCCUGAAGGGGUUAGUCACAUGACGACACGUGUCAAAGGAACAUUGGGAUAUCUAGCACCAGAAUAUGCUAUGUGGGGUAAAGUCUCUGAAAGUUGUGAUGUCUAUAGUUUUGGAAUUCUUCUCCUUGAGUUAAUCACAGGGAGAAAACCAAUUGAAAAACUUCCAAAUGGUAUUAAAAGAACAAUUACAGAAUGGGUUGAAGCAAUGAUAGCUAAAGAAAAAUUUAAGGAUCUUGUUGAUCCUAAAUUAAAGGGAAAUUUCGAUGAGUUUCAGUUGAAACAGUCGAUUCGUGUAGCAGCGUUAUGUGUUCAGAGCGAGCCUGAUAAACGACCGACUAUGAAAGAAGUUGUAAGUAUAUUGAAAGGAAAAGAGAUGAAUUUUGUGAAGGUAAAUCAAAAUUUGAGAAUUCAAAGUGUUAAAUAUGGAGAUGAUUUAAUGGCUAUGGAUCAAGAUGAUGAAUCAAAUGAUGAAAGUAGUGAUCAAGGGAAUGAAAGUAGUGUUUAUGGUGUGUUUGGUGCUAUGGAAAUGCAAAAAAUGCAAGAUCCUUACAAACGUUUUGGAGAGAAAUAAGGUGUGAGAAGUCGGAUGAAAACAGUCGUUCGUUUGUGAUUUAACUACACAGUGUUUGGGUGCGAUUAAGUUGAUCUGAACACCAUUAUCGUCCAGAAAGAAAUUUAAUUACAUGAUAUGUUAUUUUAAGCUAUUAAUGACAUUCCAAUGCACAAUGUCGAGGAAUUAAACUUUUGAGGGCUAUUUAGGUAUUAAUUCUUUUCUUGAGUUUUUAUGUAAUUUUUCUAAUGUAAGACA
This is a messenger RNA of Nicotiana attenuata, 1806 nucleotides long. Its product is annotated as PTI1-like tyrosine-protein kinase At3g15890. The record is from RefSeq and is a predicted model, not a curated record. NCBI's taxonomy places the organism in Eukaryota, Viridiplantae, Streptophyta, Magnoliopsida, Solanales, Solanaceae. The transcript has 7 exons. Gene Ontology annotation, cellular component: plasma membrane. Bases 1 to 1569 code for a protein of 522 amino acids. Gene Ontology annotation, biological process: protein phosphorylation. Gene Ontology annotation, molecular function: ATP binding; protein kinase activity.